UGAUUCUGCUGGUGUUCCUCAAUACACUCACAAUAUCAUCCGAACAUUAUAACCAGCCCGACUGGCUCACGAAAGUCCAGGAUGUGGCUAAUAAGGUGUUGUUAGCCCUGUUCACAUGCGAGAUGCUAGUAAAAAUGUACAGUCUGGGACUACAGGCAUACUUUGUGUCGCUUUUCAACCGCUUCGACUGCUUUGUUGUUUGCGGAGGCAUAGUGGAGACGAUCCUCGUGGAGCUUGAGAUCAUGUCUCCUCUCGGCAUUUCUGUGUUUCGCUGCGUCCGGCUCCUCAGAAUCUUUAAAGUCACACGUCACUGGGCGUCUCUGAGUAACCUGGUGGCAUCACUUUUGAACUCCAUGAAGUCCAUUGCAUCCCUACUGCUGUUGCUCUUCCUCUUCAUCAUUAUCUUCAGUUUGCUUGGCAUGCAGCUCUUCGGAGGAAAGUUCAACUUUGAUGAGACUGUUACCAAACUAAGCACUUUUGACAACUUUCCUCAAGCCCUGCUGACUGUCUUUCAGAUCCUGACGGGUGAGGAUUGGAAUACAGUGAUGUAUGAUGGGAUCAUGGCGUAUGGAGGCCCCUCCUCCUCAGGCAUGCUUGUGUGCAUCUACUUCAUCAUCCUCUUCAUCUGUGGAAACUACAUCUUACUGAACGUAUUCUUGGCCAUUGCUGUGGAUAACCUGGCAGAUGCAGAAAGUCUGACGUCAGCCCAGAAAGAGGAAGAGAAGAGGAACAAGAGAAAGAAAAGCAGGAGUAUGAGCAUAUACAAGAGAGAUGGUGACGAUGGAAACUUAAAGGCAUCUGGUGAUCAGGAGGGUGAUCAGGAUCAGACAGAAGACAUGACUGACUCCUCAGAGGAGGAUGAGGAGGAAGAGCCUGAGGUACCGUCAGGGCCGCGGCCCCAGAGAUUGUCAGAGCUGAGCCUCAGAGAAAAGACGCCACCCAUCCCAGAGGGCAGCGCCUUCUUCAUCCUUAGCAACACCAACCCGAUCCGUGUGGCGUGCCAUCAGCUCAUCAAUCAUCAGAUCUUCACCAACCUCAUCCUCAUCUUCAUCGUGCUGAGCUCCGUCUCGCUGGCAGCCGAGGACCCCAUCCGUAACUUCUCUGCCCGAAACAUUGUUCUUGGUUAUUUUGACUAUGCCUUCACUGCUAUAUUUACAGUGGAGAUCUUGCUGAAGAUGACUGCGUUUGGUGCUUUCCUUCACAAAGGAGCUUUCUGCAGAAAUUACUUUAAUUUGCUGGAUCUGCUGGUGGUUGGAGUCUCCCUUGUUUCCUUCGGCAUACAAUCGUCAGCUAUUUCAGUGGUGAAGAUCUUAAGGAUUCUGCGUGUGCUUCGACCUCUGAGAGCCAUCAACAGAGCCAAAGGACUCAAACAUGUGGUUCAGUGUGUGUUUGUGGCCAUCAGGACGAUUGGGAACAUCAUGAUUGUCACCACACUUCUUCAGUUCAUGUUUGCCUGUAUCGGUGUGCAGCUGUUUAAGGGGAAGUUCUACCGCUGUUCUGAUGAUGCAAAAACAAGUCCAGAGGACUGCAGAGGGACGUUUAUCGUGUACAGUAUUGGUGAGACGGCACUGCCACAAAUGUGUGAGAGGAUCUGGUACAACAGUGACUUUAACUUUGAUAAUGUGCUGAUGGCUAUGAUGGCCCUCUUCACCGUCUCAACGUUUGAGGGCUGGCCGGCUCUGCUGUACAAGGCCAUCGACUCAAAGAAGGAAAACAUGGGUCCCGUCUACAACUACCGCGUGGAGAUCUCCAUCUUCUUCAUCAUCUACAUAAUCAUCAUCGCCUUCUUCAUGAUGAAUAUUUUUGUGGGUUUUGUCAUUGUCACGUUUCAGGAGCAGGGCGAGAAAGAGUACAAGAACUGUGAGCUGGACAAGAACCAGCGCCAAUGUGUGGAGUACGCUCUGAAAGCCCGUCCGCUGAGGAGAUACAUCCCUAAAAACCCGUACCAGUAUAAGUUCUGGUAUGUGGUGAACUCCACGGGCUUUGAGUAUGUCAUGUUUGUGCUCAUCGUCCUCAACACACUGUGUCUGGCCGUUCAGCAUCACGGCCAGUCACGUCUUUUCAAUUAUGGGAUGGACAUUUUGAACAUGGUGUUCACGGGUGUCUUUGCAGUCGAAAUGAUUCUCAAACUGGUUGCCUUCAAACCAAAGCACUAUUUUGCCGAUGCAUGGAACACGUUUGAUGCCUUAAUUGUUGUUGGUAGCAUCGUUGACAUUGCGAUCACAGAGAUCAAUAACACGGAAGACAGCGCAAGAAUUUCCAUCACAUUCUUCCGUCUGUUUCGUGUCAUGCGCUUAGUGAAGUUGUUGAGCAGAGGAGAGGGCAUUCGUACGCUCCUCUGGACCUUCAUCAAAUCAUUUCAGGCUCUUCCAUAUGUGGCUCUACUUAUUGCCAUGUUGUUCUUCAUCUAUGCUGUCAUUGGAAUGCAGGUGUUUGGGAAGAUCGCCAUGGUGGAUGGAACCAGUAUUAAUCGUAACAAUAAUUUCCAGACCUUUCCACAAGCUGUGCUUCUGCUGUUCAGAUGUGCGACGGGUGAGGCAUGGCAGCUGAUCAUGUUGGCGUGUUUGCCUGGCAAACAGUGUGACUCUGAGUCCGACUAUAACCCUGGAGAAGAGAAAACCUGCGGCAGCAACUUCGCUAUCCUCUACUUCAUCAGCUUCUACAUGCUCUGUGCUUUUCUGAUCAUUAAUCUGUUUGUCGCUGUCAUCGUGGACAACUUUGACUACUUGACACGUGAUUGGUCGAUUCUUGGACCACAUCAUUUAGAUGAAUUCAAGAGGAUUUGGUCGGAAUAUGAUCCUGAGGCCAAGGGCCGUAUAAAACACUUAGAUGUGGUGACGUUACUGCGCAGGAUUCAGCCGCCGCUGGGCUUUGGCAAGCUGUGUCCUCAUAGAGUGGCUUGCAAGAGGUUGGUUGCCAUGAACAUGCCACUAAAUAGCGACGGUACGGUCAUGUUCAAUGCCACACUGUUCGCUCUGGUUAGAACUGCUCUGAAAAUCAAGACUGAAGGGAAUAUGGAACAAGCCAAUGAGGAGUUACGAGCCGUCAUCAAGAAGAUCUGGAAGAGAACCAGCAUGAAACUCCUGGACCAAGUAGUGCCACCUGCUGGAGAUGAUGACGUCACUGUGGGGAAGUUCUAUGCCACUUUUCUGAUACAGGACUACUUCAGGAAAUUCAGGAAACGCAAGGAGCAAGGACUUGUGGGAUGCCAACCCUAUUUAAACAGCACCACCGCUCUGCAGGCUGGUCUGCGCACACUGCAUGAUAUCGGCCCUGAGAUCCGUCGAGCCAUAUCAUGUGAUCUACAUGAUGAAGGUCUAGUAGACGUCAACCUCCAUGAGGAGGAAGAGAUAUACGGGAGGAAUGGAGUUGUGGUUGGAAAUCAUGUGAGUGGAGAUCAGUGCAGCAUCGUCACACAGCGUCCUCUGCAGCUUCCACUUCCUCUGUGCUCCACCCAAAAUGACUGUCCGUCGAUGUCAGACAAAUCAUCCAACUCAAAUAUCAACAAUGCCAAUGUGCCAUCGGCCUCUGCCUUUCCCAACGGCUGGCACAGUCGCUGCCGGCGGCUCUCCGGGACCCUGGUGUCCUCUCUGAGCUCCUACCUCAACCUCAAGAGUGAUGGAGAACUACAGCUCAGGAGGCCGGACACCACUGCUGUCGGAUAUCCGAUCAGCCACAUUGAAACCUCCACCCUGGGUGACAUCAGUAAUGAUGACAGGAACUCUGGGGAGUAUUACAGUGGAGACGAGUUUAAUGAGGAUGGUGUCAUGCUGGCUACAGACAGGUCAUACUUUCAGGGCACUUUAAUUGAUGGUGCUCCAGCUGGACAACAGGAUGCAUGUGAAUGUGUCUGUGAUGAUGCCUCUCACAAGUCUGCUUUCCAUUUCGAGUGUCUGCGCAAACAGAACAGUCAAGAUGAGAUUCCCCUGCGUCCAACGGGCCUACCGCAUCAUCAGGUGAAGACGCCGACUGGACAAGAAUCGAGUAGAACACGACUCUCUCCGACUCACUCCAUCCGCUCCUGGGUCACGCCUCCAGCCACGCCUCCACCCUACACCCCUCUGAUUCAGAUCACGCCCAGUGCUAGCAGCACUCCGGGAUUGGUUCACAGGGGCUUCUGGAAUUCCCAGCAGGCCUCUGAUUGGUCGACAAGUUCGCCCUCCCCCUCCUUCCUGAAGGUUCCCCCCCGACUGUGCGGCCAUCACCUGCAGCAGCGGAGCAGCGCUCAAAGCCUGGUGGAAGCCGUGAUGAUAUCGGGUGGAUUAGGCAAAUAUGCGAAGGAUCCAAAGUUUGUGACGGUGACAAAACACGAGAUAGCAGAUGCUUGUGAAAUGACGAUUGAUGAGAUGGAAAGUGCUGCUAGCAAUUUACUGAACGUGAGGCUAGGCCGCGGGCCGGAGGCAGACGAGGCGGGCCUGUGUCAGAACAAUCUGCGUGACUACAGCGAUGAGGAGACGGACACGAGCAAUAAACGCGAGGAGGAUCUCGCUGACGAAAUGAUCUACGUCUCAGUAUUAUAGUACAGAACUCAAAAUACCCCCAAUCAAACUAAAUACUGUAGAAAAUGAAUGAAUGAGGUAAUCGUGCCUUUACACGGGAGUGGCAUGGGGAGUUCUGCUGGCUUUACCUUUUAUUCUGACCUUUUCAUUUAGUUAACAAACCUUUUGAUAUCUUGGGAAUUUCCAGCAAGAUCCAAAUGUGAUGACAUUACCGACCAAAGUGUUUUCCUCUGAAUCUGUGCAUGCACUGGACCUUUGAAGAUCCCCAACCAACUUACCAGCCAAAGUCCACUUGGUCAAAGGUACCAAACAGCAUUUCCUCAGACCCACGCAGGACACUUUCACCAUUUGAGUCAAGAAUUCUAUUCACAUAUAAGACAAUUAUAAUGGUAUAAACAUCACAGUGGUACCUCCUGGUUGGGUAACUAAACUAUAUUUCAAGUCUUUCAAAUUAAAGUCAUGAUUGACUGAAUGUCUAUUUUCACUCCUUGUUCCUACUUUUCCAUAUUCGAAGCACAUCAAGGUUGGUGACAUUUGGCAUCAUUGACUUCAAAUCUGCCGCAACAUACUGGAAUGCAAAUUUAAAGCUGGCCAUCUCACUUGGAAUAUAGUGCACAAAUUAUAUGGACUUUGGAACUAUGGACUUUUUUUUUAUGGGAAACAAGGCCAGUAAAUCAUUUUUGGGUGAAUGCAAGAAAACACAAACGGAAAUGCAAAUAAUCCAUGCACCUAGUUUCACAUGCUGAAAUAAAAAUGCAAGAUGCCAAUUUUGGUGGUGGAAGAAAGGUUUUAUGAUAUGAAAUAUUUCACUACACCAGUCUGUUGAGUAUUGGCUGUAAAAUGCACAAACUAAGGCAUUUAAAUAAUACACAAUACAAUUGUGAAACCAUUCAUGUUCAAAUAUGAAUGCAUCACACAAUCAUCAUUUUAGGAGGACGUCCUAGACUUCAGGUACUCAAACAGAUCUUACAAAGGGCUUUACACAGCAGCACCAAAAAGCAGAUUCUGCUUCCUUUAUCCAGAGCAAAUCUUACUGCCGUCUGACUCUCUGAGCUCUCAGAGACAUCACGAUGGAAACAUCAACUUCUGCUUAGGAGCAGUUUCUAAACAUAUCAAAGCAAUAAGCGCUUGCGUCGUAGAGGCCUGUCACCGUUACUGUUAGUGUGAGCGCAUCUGCCUCAAUAAAACUGCUUUGGUCCUCCAGUUCCUUCAGCUGGUCAACCAACUGUUUUUUUUUUCUUAUGUAUUUUCAAUGUUCAUCUGUUUCAUUGGUCCUGUUGUUGAUAAUGAGGUCUGUGUCACACACCUGCUGACGUUUGGGAUUAUAUAAAAUAAAGAAUAAUUCUCCCAAAAAUUAACAUUCUGUCAUCAUUUACUAAUCCUAAUGUUCAGUCCAAACCUGAAUGACUUUCCUCAAUGGAAAGAAGAUGCAGUUACAAAGAAUGGGCGCUGAAGUUUUCAUGAUUCAUAAAGUACGAGAUAUAAAAGUAUUGUGAAAACCGUCCGUACAAUUUGUGUGCUAUAUUCCUGUGGCUCGGCAGCAUUGAAUG
Molecule: messenger RNA, 6049 nt
Organism: Sinocyclocheilus rhinocerous
Lineage: Eukaryota; Metazoa; Chordata; Actinopteri; Cypriniformes; Cyprinidae
Product: voltage-dependent L-type calcium channel subunit alpha-1D-like
Exons: 35
Coding region: 123-4520 (1465 amino acids)
Biological process (GO): calcium ion import across plasma membrane
Cellular component (GO): voltage-gated calcium channel complex; membrane
Molecular function (GO): high voltage-gated calcium channel activity
Source: RefSeq, a predicted model, not a curated record